Molecule: messenger RNA, 2252 nt
Organism: Strongylocentrotus purpuratus (purple sea urchin)
Lineage: Eukaryota; Metazoa; Echinodermata; Echinoidea; Camarodonta; Strongylocentrotidae
Exons: 3
Coding region: 255-1121 (288 amino acids)
Source: RefSeq, a predicted model, not a curated record
AUUGUUUGGGAGGAGGAAAAAAACGCCGGGCCUGAAAGAUUGAUGAGUGAGAUAAGGAUUCGGUGUGAGCGUCAGUGUGCCAGGCAACGAGACGAGACGGACAGUCGAAGAUCGCGGACGGAAUAAUUUAACAACAAACAUGGCCUCUCGCAUAGGAUACAUAUCAACUUGAAACUUGUUGAUGGUUCGACAUCGUGUUUGAGGAAAGUUUGGGUUUGUAGUUGCCACUCUUCGUGUGCCUAGCAGAUGGAAUUAUGGAAGGGGCAACAAGACACAUCAGCGUAGCAGUACCGAGCAUGAAUAGUCCUCGAGCAGCAGUGGCGCGCCAAAGUGUCCAGACAGCUCUCAAUCGAUCUAUUCCUGCACAGGGACAAGGCGUUGAAGACUUCAUUCCUAGUAAAUCAAAUUCCCGAACCAAUAAGAGGACACCCUCCCCAAGGAUGGUCAGAACUGCCCCUAAUGUCAACCCUAGUGCUGCUACUAAUGAAUUUGUCGGGAGAACAAGAACAGGACCAAGUCGUCAACCCGCUAAAACCAGUAUUGUGGACUUGGGAGGAAUCCCCGGUCUGCAUCCUCGGGACAGAGUCAAUGUUCGGGGAAUUGGUGGUUUUUAUCCUCCACUUCGGAUGAAGACGGGAGCCGGAUCAGGAAAAUUUGCAGUUUCUGAACCUGUUUCGACAGCCUGGGGUCAAAAAUUCAAACCACAGGAAACUGACUUGUCAUCAUCAUCGUCAACAUCGUUGCAGCAAUACAACAUCGAGUUAUCACCAAAUCAGUCCGAUCUCGGACCUGACAGCGUACCAAACUCUCAGACCAACCUCAACUGGUUACAAAAGCGAAACAACGACCAAUCUAACAACAACGCUGCCAACAACUCUUCAGGACAAGAUCAUUCGCCGUCACCCCUAACCGCCAAAGACUCUUCUCGGGGUCCAUACCACACCUCUCCUACUCCCGAAGUGAAGGCGGGCAUCCAUCGCAAGAAGCCGGACGCGGCCUGGGUGAGGGCCUUCAAGGUCAAACAGCAUCGCAACAGCCGCUACAAGGAGAUGGAAACCGGUUCAAAAUCCACGUCGAGUCCCGAACUAGACGGAAAUAGGAAAUGGGGUUUGCAGGACUGAAGUCGCCGACCUAUAUUGGGACCCUAUUAUGUUGAUCUCUUUUUAAAACCAUUCAUGCUUCGGAUUUUGUUUGAUUGGACAAGUGCCAUCUCACAAAAAAAAACUUUUCAGAAGUACACGACGCGUUCUUGUAGAAAAAAAAAAGGAUUUAUAAAUUAGAUUAUUGGCGUAUCCCCUGAAACACUUAUAAAUGGGGAAAAUCCCUCCCAAAACCAGGGAGGGAGGAGUUGCGAGACGCAGGGUAUCUUGGCAUCUUCCUUGUAUGUUUGAGGCAGAUUUCGUGAAUUCUAUGUUUUCAUAAUCUUUCAUUUUGAAAUUCAAUUUCAACAUAUGCCUUCAAACUUGGGGAGGGUGAUUUAUUUUUUUGCUGGAUAUGUCAGCGGAAUUCCUAUGUGUUGCGCCAAAGUUUCUGAUUAGGAAAUCUUAUACCUUUUAACCAAGUGGAAAAUUAUUUUUAAAAGUUUGUAUCUUAUGUCUAAUAAAUGUUGAUAUGUUUCAGCCUAAUUAUUUUUGUUUUAAAUAUGUGUUCCUUUUAUUGUGUCAAACAUCAUAAUAUUGAAUAUGGAACAUUGGCUAAAGCUAUUAAUGCAAAAUAAAAUGAGUACCAGUAUGUCAUUUUAUUGCAAGCUGAAGGUAAGCUAUACAGUUGUUAAAAUGAAGACAAUACUUUGUUGGAAAACAGAAAUGUUGGAAUAAGGUAAUUGUUAACAUGAAAGACAUUCUAAAGAGCUGGAAAGCAUAUUUCCAUGUAAUAUUCAUCUUUUUAUUACUCUACUCAUUACAAUUCGUUUUUUAAAUAAAUAUCAUUCGUUUAACCAAACAAAUUGUUAUUAAUUCAUGUAAACUUAACAUUUUAUGACUGAUCAAAUAAUUUUGCAUGGUCAAAGAAAAAUAGUAAUAGCAUAUGGAAUUUUUCGUACAAACGAAUUUGUCAUACAUGAUUGUUCUGGUUUGUUUUACACACUUGCCUUGUUGUACGUUGCCGUCCAUGAUUUUGUGCUAUGUGCUGAAGAAAAAAGAUUUUUGUUUUCCAUUUCUGCUGCAUGUGCUUUUUUCAUCCUCAAAAACUGAAGAAAGAAAAUAAGAAUACCAUGUUCUAUAUAUGAAUUAUGUUGAGGCAAAUUUCCUGAA